GGAGGGACCAGAGAGAGACGCGGGUGGCGGAGGGAGAGGAGUUAGGGACAUGUUUGUGAGGAAACCUUUUCUCUGGAAAUGUUUGGGGCGGUGGGUGUUUGCCAGGAGCCUGAGUGGGGGCUCCGGCAGUAGGUUGGACCUGGCCGGCAUUUACGCCCCUAUCACCACCCCCUUCAACCAGAGGGGAGAGGUGAACUACCAGCAGCUGGAGGAGAACGUCCACAAGUGGAGCAAGAUCCCCUUCAGAGGGUUGGUUGUGCAAGGCUCCAAUGGGGAGUUUGUCUACCUGAGCAGUGAGGAGCGCGUUGAGAUUGUCCGCAGGGUGAGGCAAGUCCUCCCUCAGGAGAUGCUUCUGGUGGCUGGCUCUGGAUGCGAAUCCACGGAAGCCACUGUGACGAUGACGCAGAGCAUGGCAGACGCGGGGGCGAGCGCCGUGAUAGUCAUCACUCCGUAUUACUACAGGGGCCGGAUGAACAGCUCUGCCUUCGUUCACCAUUACACACGGGUGGCGGAUUCCUCGCCUGUACCCGUCGUGCUGUACAGUGUCCCAGGCAACACAGCCUUGGAGCUGCCAGUGGAUGCCAUCGUGACGCUCUCCCACCAUCCCAACAUCAUUGGGCUAAAGGACAGCGGGACCGAUGUUACAAGGGUCACCCUGAUCGUUCACAGAACCAGGAAGCAGGGUUUCCAGGUGCUGGCCGGAUCUGCGGGAUAUCUCCUGCCGUUGUACUCAGUGGGUGCUGUCGGAGGCGUGUGUGUGUUGGCGAACGUACUUGGGGAGCCCCUGUGCAAGCUGGAAGAGCUCUGCCUGGCCGGACAGUGGGUAGAAGCUCGUGAACUUCAGUACAGGCUGGUUGAGCCGAACGCAGCAAUUACACGGAAGUUUGGGAUUGCAGGCCUCAAGGAAGCAAUGGAAUGGUUUGGGUAUCACGGAGGACCCUGCCGCGCUCCGUUACUGCCCUUGACGGAAGCAGAGAGGAAGGAGUUGCGUGGUGACUUCAUGUCCAACGGAUGGCUGUAAACUUAGCCACACUGACAAUUACGGAUUUAGAACUAAUUAAUCUUCUAGAAACUGCUUAAGAAAUGGGCUUGUUUUGUUUUUUUUUUAUUGCUGCUGUUCUGUUGAACAUUGUGGGCAUGCUUUGUUGGCGCUGGAAAGUCAGACGACACUUGCAAGCUGACAGGUCGUCCAAAAUGAUAACACCAAGGAAUUUAACAUUGCUGACCUUCUCCACCUUCUAUCCUCCAAUGAGGACUGGCUUUGACUUCCUUAUGAAGUCAAUAAUCAACUCCUUGGCCUUGCUGACAUUGAGAAGAGUAACGGGCUUCACAGUCAUCUGUGGCAAUGAAUUCCACAAAUUCACCACCCUUUGGCUAAAGAAAUUAACCCUUAUCUCUGUUCUAAAGGGAUGGCCUUCUGAUCUAAGGCCAUGCCAUCUGGUCCUAGACACUAAACUUACAUUCACAAUGAAAAUAUUUUUUCCUAUCUACUGCAACAUGUUGAAAUAAGGCAACUGGAAAAAACGUUAAAGGGAAAGAAUAGUUUAAGUUCUGUCUUCAGUCUCCUGUGCUCCAUUAAAGGACAUUUUGUUAACAGUUGGCUGCUUAUUGAUAGUGGUCUUAUUCAGGUUAAGAAGUUAGUCAGGAUUGUGAAGCAAAUUCGUUUCCAAUUCCUUAUUAUGUAGACAUUACAACACAGUACAGGCCUUUUGGCCCACACUGUUGUGCUGACCUCCUAAACUACUAAGAUCAAUCUAAUUCUUCCCUCACAGAGCCUUUCAUUUUUCUAUAAUCCAUGUGCUUCUUUAAUGUCCCGAAUUUAUCUGCCUCUGAACACCACCCCUGGCAGGGUGUUCCAUGUACCCUCCACUCUCUGUGUAAAAAAAAAACACACCGCUGAUAUCCCCUCUGUACUUUCCUCCAAUUGCCUUAAAAUUAUUCCCCAUUGAGUGAGUGAGGGGAAUGUUUUUUUAAUCCUGAAGAAAAUUUACAAGUUUCAUUGCUGAAAUCAAAUAAAGACUUAACAAUGCUGUUCUGGUUAUUUUAGCCCACUGGUGAAAUUUGUUGUACUUCUAUCUGUGCUGGGAGAAAUAAGGUUCAAAAUUGCAGUUACCCUUUUGCAAUGGGACUCUGCCAACACAAUCUCAGUUUGCUCCUCCUCAAGAUCUUUUUUAAUUUUGUCAAGAGUUACUGAAGCAGAAUUCAGAUUAAAGUUGCAUUUUGUGUCCUUGAGUGUGGCAGUAAGGUUGUUUUCUUUGCAAGGCACCAUGAGACAUAGGAGCAGAAUUAGGCCAUUCAGCCCAUCAAGUCUGCUCCACCAUUCCAUCAUGGCUGAUCCUGGAUCCCACUCAACACCAUACACCUGCCUUCUCGCCAUGUCCUUUGAUGCCCUGACCAAUCAGGAAAUGAUCAACUUCUGUCUUAAAUAGACACAUGGUAGCAUAGCGGUUAUUGCAUUGCCUUACUGCCGCUGUCUGUAAGGACCAUCUGUCUGUACGUUCUUUCUGUGACCACAUGGGUUUCCACUGAGUGCUCUAGUUUCCCUCUACAUUCCAAAGUCUGCAGGUUAGGGUCAGUGGGUUGUAGGCGUGUUAUGUUGGUGCUGAAAGCGUGGCGAUACUUGGAGGCUGACUAGCACAGUCCUUGCUGAUUUAAUGCAAAACAACGCAUUUCUCUGUAAGUUUCAAUGCACAUGUGACAAAUAAAGUUAAUC
Mobula hypostoma (lesser devil ray) is the source of this 2713-nucleotide messenger RNA. RefSeq names its product 4-hydroxy-2-oxoglutarate aldolase 1 (gene hoga1). Gene Ontology annotation, cellular component: mitochondrion. Gene Ontology annotation, molecular function: (R,S)-4-hydroxy-2-oxoglutarate aldolase activity. The transcript has 7 exons. NCBI's taxonomy places the organism in Eukaryota, Metazoa, Chordata, Chondrichthyes, Myliobatiformes, Myliobatidae. The record is from RefSeq and is a predicted model, not a curated record. Gene Ontology annotation, biological process: glyoxylate catabolic process. Bases 50 to 1021 code for a protein of 323 amino acids.